UCAAUAUGUCUAUCAGUCGUAAACAAAUAGUUUAUUUAUAAAUAUAAAAAAAAAGUACUUUAAAAAAAUCAAAAGGAUGGAGUCGAAUUGUGGACCAAUAUACUAUCUUUUUGAUGAGCUUCUUGAACAAGUUUUUGAUUUACUUUCACCAAAAGAGCUCUUAAAUUGUCGCUUGGUUUGCAAAAAAUGGGAUACGAUUCUUCGACAUACGAGAUUGCUUCUGAACUCAAUAGGAGUACAUCUAGAAAUUGAUGGAAAAGUUCCCGUAGAUGUCCAACAUCCAAUGGUCAAGUCGCUUAAAUUGAAUCCAGCAUUAAAAAUCAAUCGAAUUACAUUGAAUGCCGAUUUGUUCAUAGAAGACUCUGAGUUACCGAAAUCUGCUGCUUGCAGAAGUUAUUUAAAGUCCUUUGGAUCCUUACAUACUGUCAAAGAACUGACUUUUAACAUCAGCAAAAAUCAGAAUGAAUCAAUGUUUGAUUUAAUUUUUAUUUGUCUUUCGGCCCUAAAAGAAGUGCGAGUACUUCGCCUUAAUUUUGGAAUGGGCAACGUAAUGAGUGGUAGCAGCGAGGUUAAAUUUGACAAACGCUGGUCAAACGUGUGUUGGGUAUCAAUAGAGGAAGUUCACUUCAAGGGUUUUGACUUUUGGAAUGCUGGUAAUUUUGUCAAUUUUACAUAUUUACUGGACAAAAUGCCAUGUUUGCAGGCUAUAUGGGGCUUAAACGCCUUCAAUGAAGCAUUUUACGAACAGCAUGCUGCUAAAAUUAAGUCCACUACAGUUUUUACAAUGGAGUUAGAGUCAAUUAUGACCUUGGCAAAUGGAAUUAGUUUAAAGGAAUUACAGUUAGAUGGAUCACUGCAUGAAAAUUCAGCAGAACAGUGGAUAUUUUUGAAUGAAAAUCAACCAGAACUCAAUUACAUCGGCCUGACAUUCGAUCAUUUACAUCUAAAUGAACCGAUUGUGGGACCGUCACUUCAUCUGGGACCAAAUAAUUAUGACAAAGUGAAGCAACUGACAUUGAACUUAUGUGUAUGUGGAGUAAAUGGAGUUGAGUUUUUCUCCACGCUAGUCAAAUUUCAAAAAUUAGAAUCUUUAGCGAUUGACUUACUAGUGGAUGGAUCAUGCUUCUUUGGACAUGAAUCGGUUGUUUUGCCAAAUUUAAAGACUGUUUAUUUUAAUGCAUCAAAUGCAUGUGACCAACCUCUGACAUGCGACCAAUGUAUACAAGCUCUCAUAAAAACUAUUGGAAACUCCACAAUGAUUUCUUUCGAAAUGCCUGUACAAUUCGGAGUCUUAGCAAGAUUAAGAAAUGUGGCCACAAAUGUUGAUAAACUAUUAAUUCAUCGCUUGCUUGAUUUAAGGUAUACUUAUGAACAUUGGCCAGUAAUGGAGUCCCUUAAAAGUAUCGUUCUUCCACUUCGACAAGCAACAACAAAGGUUGAGAUUCUAAAUUUUUGCAAAGGAUGUCCUAAUCUACGUAAAGUAGAGUUUUUGUACGUUGAUAAUCUAAAAAAAUGGCAAUUGAAUUUAUUUCUUCAAAAUCUUUUCUAUUUAGAAAAACUUCAGUUCGGAAAUAAGAAAUUUGUCGUUAAGAUAAAAAAUGAAAAACGAUUUCUUGAAAAAAUUCAUUAUCAGGAAAGACAAAAAUAAUUAGAAUUUCUAUGAAAUUUAAAAUGAACAAUAUUACGUCAAUUUAUAGAAA
Messenger RNA from Culicoides brevitarsis, 1700 nucleotides. RefSeq lists its product as uncharacterized. The transcript is spliced from 3 exons. The coding region runs from base 77 to 1648 and encodes 523 amino acids. The record is from RefSeq and is a predicted model, not a curated record. NCBI's taxonomy places the organism in Eukaryota, Metazoa, Arthropoda, Insecta, Diptera, Ceratopogonidae. Gene Ontology annotation, molecular function: protein binding.